GCCUGGGGUGGUGGGGUAAAAAGAGACAGUGUGGUGACGCACUGAGCAGGGCUGCCCCUAGAAGAGUCCCCAGAGGAAUCUUCAGCUCCCCAGUGGCCCUGGGGUGUUGGCCACGGCUGCCCCAACUCCUCAUGCGGAUGCUGCAAUUACCUCAGAGCAUGAAACCCAGCUUCCCACCUGACUGAGUCAACUGAGAACAACAACACACCUCCUCGCCACACACCCGCACGGCCAGCCGGGCACUGCUCGGAGGCAGGGAGCCACGGCGGACAGAGGCACAGAGGCGAGCUGGGGCUGGGGCUGGGACGAGAUGGUACAGGGGAAGCAGCAGAGGCCAUUCCUGCCCACCUGAGAAGAACUAUCUCUGACCCCCGGAAGCUGCUCUCACUCCGGCUCCAGUAAGUGCUGCUUCUUCCUCUCGGGGUUUUUCCACUGCCCUAUCAAGUAACCAGGUCACUCCUGGCCCUCUGGGAAACUCCUGCCGCCAAGAACUCGCAGCACUCUGCUCCCCUCUUCCUGGGACCUCGUCUCACUGUCCGUGAUGCUGGCCUGAGGUCUGUGCUGGGCAGAAAGCUGGAGGCCUCUGCUGGAAGCCUGUAUGGACUGUCUCCCAUUUCUUGUCACUCACUGCUCCAGCAGGGACCAAAUGGUCCCCAGCCACUCUUGAACUGGACUCCUAAGGUCUGCUGGCUCCCUAGGUCCCAUGGACACCUGGCGGAAAGGCUCCUUUCGCAAUGCCUCCUUCUUCAAGCGGCUGAGCCUGGGGCGGCCUCGGGGACUCCGACGGCAGGGCAGUGUGCUGAGCCAGGCCAGCCUGGCUGGCGGGGACCAUGAGGAGUACAGCAACAGAGAGGUCAUCCGGGAGCUUCAAGGGAGGCCGGAUGGCCGGCGCCUGCCACUGUGGGGGGAUGAGCAGCCUCGGGCCACCCUUCUGGCCCCACCCAAGCCCCCACGCCUCUACCGAGAGAGCUCCAGCUGCCCCAACAUCCUGGAGCCCUCACCUGCCUACACUGCUGCCUACUCGGCUACCCUGUCCUCGGCGCGUUCCCUGGCAGGCCCCCUCCACGAAUACUCCAAGGGGGACCUUGUGGACACUCCCCCCCCCUUCCAGAGGACACCUGCUCCAGACCUUAAUGACCCCUUCUUCUCCUUCAAAGUGGACUUGGGGAUGUCACUUCUUGAGGAAGUUUUACAGAUGCUGAGGGAGCAAUUUCCCAGUGAGCCCAGCUUCUGAAUAGGGGGAGGGUGGGCAGAGGUGCGGUGACUGGAAGAGCCGAAAGCCUGGGGACCCAGGGAAGGAAGGCAUAGUUGUGGAUUAAGAAAAAGGUGCAACCCUGGCCAGUUUGGCUCAGCGGCUGGAGUGUCGGCCUGUGGACCAGAGAGUCCCAGGUUCGGUUCCCGCUAGGGGCACGUACAAAAAAAGAAAAAAAAAAGAAAAAGGUGCAGAUAGAAAUCCAGGGCCCUGCCUGCCCUCUGGGUCCUCAACAGUCCUCCGGGCCACCCCAAGUAGAGGGAGAGGCGUAGAGGCUGGAAACGUGCGGGACACUUGCUGACAAGAGCCCUAAAGGCAGCGGCUGAGCUGGGAAGGGGACCAGGCAGAGGCCAGUAGAGGAGUGGGGGGCACAAGGGGCGAGUCAGGGAGUGGACAGAUCAGAUGAUCUGCCCCAGCCCCCUCUGAAGCUACUGACAACAGAGAGAGGUGACAAGACGGGUCUAGGGGAAGUGGGGAGACCUGAGGGGAGAGGAUGAGACAGGCUUGACUUUGUCCAGUAUGGUAGCCACCAGCUAUAUGUGGCUGUUUACAUUUAAAUAAUUGAAACUAAGUAAGAUUAAACAUUUAGUUCCUCAGCAGCACUACUGCAUUUCAAAUGCUCAAUAGCCACACACGACUAAUGGCUGCCGCAUUGGAUGGUGGAGGUGAACACCAACCUCGUGGGCAAGUCUGUCAGACUUGCUGGCCCAGGCCGUGGCUGGGAGCCCCAGUCGGGGGUGGAAGUGCGGGGCCUGCAACAGAGGGGAGGGCUGGCAGAGGAGGAAGAGAGAGGCAUGUAGAGAUAACCAGUAUAAGGAGAAGGCCACACAAACCGUCAGCAGGAAGGGGCACACGAGUCAAGCUGCCAGCACAGCUGCCUGGAGCAGACGCUGGUGCCUGAGGAAGGUGGUUCCAAGGAAAUGCCAGCCGAAGGCUGCCUGGGGAGUGCCCAGGUUAUUACCAACGGGAGCCCUUGGGAAAUGCAGCAAGAACAAUGGCAGCUUUCCCUCCACCCUGCCCCUGAGAACACAGGAGGACUGAACC
Messenger RNA from Molossus molossus (Pallas's mastiff bat), 2296 nucleotides. It is a transcript of the gene CUNH15orf62, whose product is annotated as chromosome unknown C15orf62 homolog. Bases 704 to 1234 code for a protein of 176 amino acids. The record is from RefSeq and is a predicted model, not a curated record. NCBI's taxonomy places the organism in Eukaryota, Metazoa, Chordata, Mammalia, Chiroptera, Molossidae. The transcript has a single exon.